CCACAUUGCUCAGUCUCAUCGUCUGUCUCUUAAGGAAGCAUGUACGGCAAUGUGGAUUAUGUUCCCCCGGUUCAGCAUGGAGAAGGGUUCCUGAAGAGAAGUCCAUCAGAACAUAGUAACUUAUAUCUACAAGAAGAAAGUAUAUAUGAACCAGUGCGUGGAAGUGAGAAGCCAGACUCUGAGAACUUCUGGAGAUUAUCAUCUGCUGGGAGCAGUGUGGAAGACACUACACUUCAGUGGAACCAAGACCUACCACAACGAAGAAAAACAUGGAUCUCUUCUUUUCAAAGGCAUUGUUGUCAUCAGAAGCACAAGCUCUUGAUUUCUUUUUUCAGUUGUGGCCUUCUACUGAUCUUGAGCAUCCUUAUAUUGGGUUAUUUUAUGUCCAAGUAUUAUGCUAUGGAGACAGAAUUAGAAAUGGUGAAAGAGCAGCAAAGGAGGUAUAUUACAAAGGGUUCCUUCCUCCUGUAUAAUGAGGCCCAUAACAAGUGUGCAGAGGUGCGCUCAUCUUCCUCUAGCCGUAAUCUGUUUGAGCUGACUGCCUCCGUUUGCUCUUCACUUUCCUACUCGCAGUUCUUCCACUGGCUCCCAGGAGGCAGGCUCAUGAGCUCAGAGGAGGGACUAUGUGUAGGGGUGGAGGGAAAGCUUCAGUCUCAGAAGCCUCUAAGGCUUUAUCAAUGUGACACUGACAAUACCUUGAGCUGGGAGUGUAACAACGAUACAACGCUGGGAGUUAAAGGGGAAAAUCUAUUCUUUAACUUUGGGAAUAAUGCAAAAUAUUUGGUUAUGCUUUACUGGGGCAAUGGGGUCUGGAGUCGCUGGAGAGCUCGAAACCUUGAUGGAAAGUUAUUAGAUGGAGGGGCUUGUGCUUAAUGUAGGUCAAAAUAAUUUCAUUAUGGCUAAAAUCUCAGGAGCUCAGCUGUUAAAGGGGUUGUCUCACACUAAGACCAACCCCUUUAGGGAAAGGCAUCUUGCUUUACUGUUUUGGUAAUGAUUAGAGAUGAGCUAAUUUCAUUUUUUUUAUUCGUUCACGCUUUGUUUGGUGGUAAAAAAAGAAUUGCGUUAAGGAUUCCGUUACCACGGACCAUAACACAAUUCUAUGACGGAAUGCAUAAAGGGAUGCCUUUAGAGUGCAUUCCGUUAUUCAUUCCGUCAUAAUAGAAGUCUAUGGGCUGCAAAACGGAUCCGUCCCAUUGCAUUAGAGUCCUCUCCUGAAUAACGGAAACGAGACGGAUCCGUAUUGCAGCCGAUAGACUUCUAAAAGCACUCCGUUAUGCAUUCCGUCAUAGAAUUGCGUUAUGGUCCGUAGUAACGGAAUCCAUAACGCAAUUCUGCUUUUACCACCAAACGAAACGUGAACGAAUUUCAUAACAUGAAAUUCGCUCAUCUCUGGUAAUGACGUCUGCAAUUUGAGUGUUAGAUUUUGUUCCCACUGCCAUCUGUACCUCUGCUUGAAGCUUGGAAACAAUAUGAUGGAAACCACAACAGCACCCGACGGACCCCAUUGAUAUUGCAGCAUUGGAAUAAGGGCUCAUGCACACGACCGUAUUUUCUUUCCACAUCUGUUUGCAGACAGUAUGCGGAACCAUUCAUUUCAAUGGGUCCGCCAAAAAAAACUGAAGUUACUCCGCGUGCGUUUUGUUUAUGCAUGUCUGCAAAAAUAUAGAACAUGUCCUAUUAUUGUCCGCAUUACGGACAAGGAUAGGACUGUUCUAUUAGGGGCCAGCUGUUCCUUUCCAUAGAAGACAGACUGUACACGGACGUCAUCCGUAUUUUUUGCGGACCGCAAAAUACAUGCGGUCGUAUGCAUGAGUCCUAACACAGACCUCCCGGCUUCUGACUGAGGUCACAUCAACCUCUUUCUGGUCCAAAUGCAAACUUAAAGGCUACUGUAUGCAUGGCCGGUAUCAUGCAGAUGAUCCUUUGUCUCAUACCUAUAGCAUAACGUUUCAGCCCAUAAGAGUAUAAGAAAGCCACAAUGGUAGUGUGAACAGCCCUUAGCUGUGCACACUUACUUCUGGGUCUUACCUGUGGCGGUACUAUAGGUGUGCCCAUAAUCUUCUACCUGCUAGUCCUACUGUAAAUAUAUAAUGUACAUAUAAUACAAUCCUAUUCUGUAUAAUGAUAAAUAAUUGUAACAAUAUAAUGCCAUUUUCUGUUACAAAAUUCCAGCUGGACAGUUAUUAGAAUAGUUCAUAUGUUAAACAUUUGAUGGACAUGUACAUUUUAUUAUUUUAGGAGUGCUUUGAAAAUAAAAAAUGAUGAUGUAACUGUGCACGGCGUCUUCAUUAAAGGAUAACUCA
Bufo gargarizans (Asiatic toad) is the source of this 2303-nucleotide messenger RNA. RefSeq lists its product as uncharacterized. The coding region runs from base 40 to 873 and encodes 277 amino acids. NCBI's taxonomy places the organism in Eukaryota, Metazoa, Chordata, Amphibia, Anura, Bufonidae. The record is from RefSeq and is a predicted model, not a curated record. The transcript is spliced from 5 exons.